Chlorocebus sabaeus (green monkey) is the source of this 6770-nucleotide messenger RNA. The record is from RefSeq and is a predicted model, not a curated record. Lineage: Eukaryota; Metazoa; Chordata; Mammalia; Primates; Cercopithecidae.
CGUCCCACCGCGCGCCAAGGCAGCUCCGGCACCACCUGGCUGGCACGGCCCGGCCCGGCCGGAGGGGGGCGCAGGAGGGCGGCGCGGGGACAGGUGCGGGGCGGGGCACGGGGGCGGGACCACCCAGGCCUACAGCAGCCGCGCCCGCUGGGCCAGAGAGGCCGCUGAGGCCGCGGCGUCCGCCAGCCUGCCCCGCGCCAUGGCCCUGCGCGCCCGGCGGCGCCGCCGGCUAUCCGCGCUGCUGCUGCUCUGCGCGCUGCUCGCCCGGCUGCAGGUGGCUCUGCAGAUCGCUCCUCCAUGUACCAGUGAGCGGCAUUAUGAGCAUCUGGGACGGUGCUGUAACAAAUGUGAACCAGGAAAGUACAUGUCUUCUAAAUGCACUACUACCUCUGACAGUGUAUGUCUGCCUUGUGGCCCGGAUGAAUACUUGGAUACCUGGAAUGAAGAAGAUAAAUGCUUGCUGCAUAAAGUUUGUGAUACAGGCAAGGCCCUGGUGGCCGUGGACGCCGGCAACAGCACGGCCCCCCGGCGCUGCGCCUGCACGGCUGGGUACCACUGGAGCCAGGACUGCGAGUGCUGCCGCCGCAACACCGAGUGCGCGCCGGGCCUGGGCGCCCAGCACCCGUGUACGGGUUGGAUGUUGCAGCUCAACAAGGACACGGUGUGCAAACCUUGCCUUGCAGGCUACUUCUCAGACGCCUCUUCCUCCACGGACAAAUGCAGACCCUGGACCAACUGUACCUCCCUUGGAAAGACGGUAGAACAUCAUGGGACAGAGAAAUCCGACGUGGUUUGCAGUUCUUCUCUGCUAUCUAGAAAACCACCAAAUGAACCCCAGGUUUACUUGCCCGGUGUAAUAAUUCUGCUUCUUUUCACAUCUGUGGCCCUAGUGGCUGCCAUCAUCUUUGGCGUUUGCUAUAGGAAAAAAGGGAAAGCACUCACAGCUAAUUUGUGGCACUGGAUCAAUGAGGCUUGUGGCCGCCUAAGUGGAGAUAAGGAGUCCUCAGGCGACAGUUGUGUCAGUCCACACACGGCAGCCUUUGGUCAGCAGGGAGUGUGUGAAGGUGUCUUACUGCUGACUCUGGAGGAGAAGACAUUUCCAGAAGAUACGUGCUACCCAGAUCAAGGUGGUGUCUGUCAGGGCACGUGUGUAGGAAGUGGUCCCUACGCACAAGGCGAAGAUGCCAGGAUACUCUCAUUGGUCAGCGAGACUGAGAUAGAGGAAGACCGCUUCAGACAGAUGCCCAUGGAAGAUGAAUACAUGGACAGGCCCUCCCAGCCCGCAGACCGUUUACUGUUCCUCACUGAGCCUGGAAGCAAAUCCACACCUCCUUUCUCUGAACCCCUGGAGGUAGGGGAGAAUGACAGUUUAAGCCAGUGCUUCACAGGGACACAGAGCACAGUGGGUUCAGAAAGCUGCAGCUGCACUGAGCCACUGUGCGGGACUGAUUGGAUUCCCAUGUCCUCUGAAAACUACUUACAAAAAGAGGUGGACAGUGGCCAUUGCCCGCACUGGGCAGCCAGUCCCAGCCCUAACUGGGCAGAUGUCUGCACAGGCUGCCGGAACCCUCCUGGGGAGGACUGUGAACCCCUCGUGGGUUCCCCGAAACGUGGACCCUUGCCCCAGUGUGCCUAUGGCAUGGGCCUUCCCCAUGAAGAAGCAGCCGGCAGGACAGAGGCCAGAGACCAGCCCGAGAACGGGACUGAUGGGAGGCUCCCAAGCUCGGCAAGGGCAGGCGCCGGGUCUGGAAGCUCCCCUGGUGGCCAGGCCCCUGCAUCUGGAAAUGUGACUGGAAACAGUAACUCCACGUUCAUCUCCAGCGGGCAGGUGAUGAACUUCAAGGGCGACAUCAUUGUGGUCUACGUCAGCCAGACCUCGCAGGAGGGCGCUGCGGCGGCGGCGGAGCCCGUGGGCCGCCCGGUGCAGGAGGAGACCCUGGCGCGCCGCGACUCCUUCGCGGGGAACGGCCCGCGCUUCCCGGACCCGUGCAGCGGCCCCGAGGGGCUGCGUGAGCCGGAGAAGGCCUCGCGGCCGGUGCAGGAGGAGGGCGGGGCCAAGGCUUAAGGGCCCCUCAUGGCCCCAGCGCCGACCAGCGCCGACCACCCAGGGAUCGAUCGGUAUAGUCGAAGAAGACCACCGGGCAUUCUCCGCCCACCUUGCCCUCUAGGAAAUGGGCUUUUCAGCAAGUGAAUUGAUGAGGACUCUCCCCAGGCCCACGGAUGCUCAGCAGCUCCCCUGCACUGGGGCAGAUGCCUCCCCUGCCGCCCCUCAUACUCGCAGCAGUAAUUUGUGGCACUAUGACAGCUAUUUUUAUGACUAUCCUGUUUUGGGGGAGGGUGGGGGUCUGUGUUUUCCCCCCAUAUUUGUAUUCCUUUUCAUAACUUUUCUUGGUAUCUUUCCCCCCCUUUUUUAAUGUAAAGGUUUUCUCAAAAAUUAUCCUAAAGGUGAGGGUCUCUUUCUUUUCUUUUGCGUUUUUUUUGUGUUUUUGUUUUUGUUUUUGUUUUCGUUUUGGCAACCUGGCUCUGGCCCAGGUUGGAGUGCAGUGGUGCGAUCAUAGCCCAGUGCAGCCUCUAACUCCUGGGCUCAAGCAAUCCAAGUGAUCCUCCCACCUCAACUUCCGGAGUAGCUGGGAUCACAGCUGCAUGCCAUGCCCAGAUUCUCCCCCUCCCCCGCACCGAGACAGGGUCCCACCAUGUUACCCAGGCUGGUCUCAAACUCCCCAGCUAAAGCAGCCCUCCAGCCUCGGCCUCCCAAAGUACUGGGAUUACAGGCGUGAGCCCACACGCUGGCCUGCUUUACGUAUUUUCUUUUGUGCCCCUUCUCACAGUGUUUUGGAGAUGACUUUCCCUGUGUGUGUUCAUUGUAAGCACUUUAGGGAAAAGGCCAAACAUGUGAGACGCGGAGAUAGUUGCUGGGAACAUGUGGUGGGACUUCCAUAUUCUGAAAAAUGUUCUGUAUUCUCAUUUUUCUAAAAGAAAGAAAAAAGGAAACCCUAUUUUUUUCUCCUGAAUGUUUUUAAGUUUGUGUCGGUCCUUAAGCAGAACUAAGCUCAGUAUGUGACCUUACCCCCUAGGUGGUUAAUUUUUCCACGCUGGCAGAGGCACUCAGGUACUUGGUAACCAAAUUUCUAAAACUCCAAGUUGCUGCGGCUUGGCAUUCUUAUUCUAGAGGUCUCUCUGGAAAAGAUGGAGAAAACGAACAGGAUAUGGGGCUCCUGGAAAGAAAGGACCAGGGAAGUUCAAGGAAGAAUGAAGUUGAAAUUUUAAUUUGGAUUUUCUUUGUUUAGAUAAGAAUAGCAUAAAUGGAUCCUCUUUUAUUCGUACAUAAUCGUGCAUCUGUAGGUUGGCCUUGUAGAAGUGGAAAACAUUCCAUUUUCCAAUGCAUUUAAAUUUAAAGCCAAACCGCAUGUUGUGAAUUUAAGAAAACUUCUUAUCCUAAAGGUGUCUUUCUCUUGGCAUCAUCCCCCUUGUGAGAAACCUAGAGGAUGGUCCAGAUGGAAGGAAAUUCCCUGGGUGGUUUUAUCUUUUGUUACUCAGUGAGCACUGGUUCCCUGCAAAUACUGGAGAAAAGCAAAAAUACGCAAGCAAGUUAAAAUUAAUUUUGUACAUCUGCUAGGUUAUAAAAGAAAGCACUAAUAGUGGUCACUGCCCAGACUUUAUUGGCCACAAAUGCCCAGCUGAAGAGCAUGACUGUGGAUCACUGGUUUUUCCCUCCUGCUGGAAAUACUGGGGUGGUAGCGGUCAAUUAGGAUUUUCAAUGGAGAAGCACAGGACAGUUCUGUAAUUUAUGAGACUCCUUAGCCAACAUAAAGAACUGCAGGAAAUAACUGCACAACCAGGAGGAUCUGUUGGUGGGAAUUUACUGUCAUUCCUGCCCUUUUACUUAACAUCAUCCACAGGGAGAUGUUAUACAAAUGGAGGAAAUCAUUAUACCUUUUGAUAUGGAAUAUAUUACAGAGUUAGUUCACAAAGUAGACCUCUGAGCUGAAAACCCAAGUUUCUGCUGUGACUGUCAUCUCACUGAGCACUUCGCCUUUCUUUGCUUUUAUUUGUUCCUUCUAUAAAAAGGCAAUAAUGAUAAUUUAUAAUAGUUUCCCUACCCAGAGAUAUCAGAAGGAUGCUACAGUGAAUGUUAAAGUACCUUGAGCUCCUUAAAUCAAAGGUGCUAUAUAAAUAUGUAAGACUCUACUUUCAGAAAAAGGUAAUAUUCUUUCCUGCACUGAUCCCUACUAAUUCUGUAUUGAUCCAAAGGCAACUAUAUGCUAAGAAAUGUAUAGAAAAUAUAAGUCUGUGUCUGUGUACUAUAGAGAUGUAUGUGAUAAGUGUUAAAAAAAUGAAGCAAUAAUGAACAGUUAUUGGGGGAACAUGAUAAAGAGAUUAUAUUAAACUUAUAUUUGACCAUAAAAUCCUUUUUAUGGCUUGCUAAAACUGGGCUCACUGUAAAAUCAUGAUCCAGCUUAUUGCUAAUCUUUAUGAUAUGCUUAUUCCUAAUCUUUAUGGUAUGGUGUCAACUGUUCAUUUGUAUCUUAUUGCAGGUUCCCUGGACCAUAGACAAGGGACAGAAAAUACCUGCUUUGAUAAUAUAUAUGCUGUUGAUUUCACAAAAAUUUCUUAAAAUACAGCCUGGGUACCCAGUGAAAGAGCUGAAACAGACAUGGAGUAUCAUGUUUCCUACUCACAUUUUAUCAGCUGCCGGAAGGAAGAAUGAAUUUCUCAAGAUCAGUUUGAAUGUGAUAGAUCAGAACCUUCAUGUGGUGGGGAAACUGUGAUUCUUUCAGUGUAACCACCCCAAGACUUAGUGACUUAAGGUAGUCACCACUGGCCAGGCACAGUGGUUCAUGCCUCCCAGUGCUUUGGGAGACCAAGGCAGGAGGAUCCCUUGAGGACAGUAGUCGAGAUCAAACUGGGCAACAGAGUGAGACCUCAUCUCUACAAAAAGUACAAAACUUAUCUGGGCAUGGUGGUGUGCACCUGCAGUCCCGGCUUCUCAGGAGGCUGAGGCAGGAGGAUGCUUGGACCCAGGGGUUCAAGGCUACUGUGAGCUUUGAUUGGGCCAGUGCACUCCAGUGUAAAAACAAAACAAAAACAAAAACCACCACUUAUUUAGCUCCCAAUUCUAUGGGUUGAAUCAGCUUGGGUCGUUCUUCAGGCCUGGUCCCACCCGGCCUGGUUUGCUUACCCGUUUACAAUGACCCAGCUGGUUGGCUGGGCCAGGCUGUGUGCUCUCCACCUGUCCCCCAUGCUUCCAGCCGCCCAGCUGGGCAUGCUCUCAUGGUGGUGUUGAGCCUGAGAACAAGCAGAAACCUGCCAGGCUUCUUGAGGCCUAGGCUUGUACUGGGACACUGUCACUUCUGCCACAUUCUGUGGGCCAAAGCAGGUCACAAAGGCAGCCCAGAUCCAAGGGAUGGGGGAACAGCCCAUCCCCCCACGGGAAGCAUUGCAGAAUGACAGGGUAGGGGGUGGACACACGGAGAGGAAGAUGGCGCCAUUGCCGUCUGUCCACCACAGGGCACUGCGUGGAGUAAAGCGCUGCAGGGAAGAGUGCAUCUGGGAACAAAAGAGGAACAUGGCCCAGCCCCUAACCAGUGAGUAGUUCCUUCUCUGGUGAUUGAAUUCCCUUAAUGCACAGCACUGUAGAUUCCCACAAUGGGAGGGACACCCACAUUCAUAUUUCAGUGCUGUGUCAAAAUUCCUUCCAGAGCCAAAUAUAGGUGAUUUGGGAACUGAGCCCACUGUACUACUUCCGCGUUCCUUUGGCACAGAAAAUUGAAAAGUGACAACUUCUAAAAUCAAGAAAACUGGUGAGAUACCUUGGGGUAGAGGAACCUGCAUAUAAACAGAUAGAAGAUCUAGUGUUCACCCUUGACCCCAGCUCAACAAACAGAAUCUUGUUAUGAUUAUACAAGGGUGAGCUUGAGCAAAGGUGCUGUCUUUGGUGGAAGAAACGUAGUUUUGAGUUGUUUGCUCUUUGACAGUGUCUGAUGGCAUGUGAGUCUUGUGCAUCUGCUUUGGGGCGCGCUGGGCACAAGUUGCAUAACCCGCUUUGGAAGAGCAGAAAAAGCAUUCAAAGCCCUAAACACUCUGUUGAUAAGUCAUCAUGUUUAUUGAGUGUGCUUUUAGUGGCAGGGCCCUGAGCACCUGGGAAAGGAGAUGAGGAGUGCUGGAGGGUUCGGAGCAGAGAAGACGAGACAAUGCUCUGCUCCAAGCACCAGAGGAGGCCUCUGGAAAGGGACCGUCUGUGGAAUUCUUCACCCCUUCACCCUGCCGGUGAAGUCUUACAACCACUAAAGCUUUGCCAGAGAAGAGGCGGGACCUGACAUUGGGGAGUGGCGGUGCCAGCAGUGAGCACAGGCGGGGUCUAGGUGGCAUCACUGAAGCCAAGCUGAGCGGUGCAGGGGGAGCCACCCUGGACCGACACCCCCAUGGCUGCCCCACUGCAGAACUGCCUACUGCAGCAAAACAACCCUAUGUCCCCCAAAGUUUCAACAAAGAGGAGGAUCGAAUAAAUGUCCCAGUGGGCAGGCACCCCCACAAGACUUGCUGCUCCUCCUGACACACCCGCGUAGCUCUGCACAGCUGUGAGUCCAGUUUUCUCUCUUCCUACCUCCCUCUUACCCCAGUUAUCCUGACCCCAGGGUGGGAUUGAAACUCAUGCUUGGCUAACAUCUCUUUCCUUGAUCCCAUUCGUAAAACUGGCAUACAGGAAUGCUUUAAAAAAAAAAAUCUUUAAGAUUACCAAUAGUAUAAAAGUUAAAAUGACAAAAUUACAG